UUCUUAUUGUAUUACAAUGUUUUCCAAUCUAGGGGGCAAGGGUGUCGCAAAUGCUUUUUCUGGAACGAAGCUCUUUGUUAACAAUGACAUACCGGAGGUCAAUGACUUCCUGCAACGGUAUGAUGGAAGAGGACCAGUUGAGAGGAUCCAAGCUGCAAACACACUGUCGGUUCAAACCAAUCCAUCUGACUUUUUCAAAGACUGCAGUUAUGUGCCGUUAAAUGAUUACAUGCUACAUGAACCCGAUGACAAUUAUGCUACCUAUGCAACAAUAGACAGUAUUGAACCUGAUGAAGCAUGGUGGUACUCUGCUUGCAAACCUUGCAACAAGAAAGUAAAAAGUGAUGAGAAAGGAUUAUGGUGCCCGGACUGUGGAGAAAACCCAAAAUCACUCACUGCAAAGUUCAAAGUCUAUGUUCGUGUUGUGAAUGACACUGGGUCAACAUGCUUCACAUUGUUUGACAGCCAUAUCAAACAACUGAUUGGACAUAGUGCACUUGAUAUGAGAAAGCGGUAUUUAGAUGACCUUGCUAGCAUCCCUGAUGAGCUGAAUGAGAUUGUGGGCAAAUCUUUCCUAUUCAAGUUUGCGAUAGAGCCGUAUAACAGGACCGGAGAUUUUCAUUACUAUACCGUUGUGGCUCUCACCGAGGACAGCCAGACUGUUGCGGCAUUCAAGAACCACUUUGGCGUUGAGACGGAACUUGUAUCCGACACAUUUGUACCACCCCCACAUGCUAAUUACAUUACAGCUGGACGCAGUUCCGUCAAGGAUUCCAUGUCCGUACUGGGUGACACUGUUAGCACUGCGGAUAGUCCACAUGGUAAGCGCCCCCAUCCAGAUGCUGAAGUUCAAACUGAAACUAAUGCUGCCCCUGAAUCCAGCAAGUCUUCGACAAACAAGAUACGCAGGUGACUAACCGUUCAGAGUGAUGAAGAGUAUUAGAAAUGGAGGAGAUGUCAGCAACCCCGGAGUUCUAAACUUAUCGAAUAAUGCAAUUUGUUUGCCCUUUAAUUAAACUUGGAUUUUGUUUCUAUAUGCCUCGGUUUUUAUGUUGUGUUUUGACAUUGGAUAUUUUCGACUGUUGAGGCUUUUGACAGUCGAAUAAUGUAGUUUAUUUUGCAUA
Messenger RNA from Erigeron canadensis, 1124 nucleotides. RefSeq names its product replication protein A 70 kDa DNA-binding subunit B-like. Gene Ontology annotation, molecular function: DNA binding. Lineage: Eukaryota; Viridiplantae; Streptophyta; Magnoliopsida; Asterales; Asteraceae. Gene Ontology annotation, biological process: DNA recombination; DNA repair; DNA replication. The record is from RefSeq and is a predicted model, not a curated record. Gene Ontology annotation, cellular component: nucleus. The transcript has 6 exons. The coding region runs from base 17 to 913 and encodes 298 amino acids.